Molecule: messenger RNA, 1441 nt
Organism: Suncus etruscus (white-toothed pygmy shrew)
Lineage: Eukaryota; Metazoa; Chordata; Mammalia; Eulipotyphla; Soricidae
Gene: ZCCHC24
Product: zinc finger CCHC-type containing 24
Exons: 4
Coding region: 93-809 (238 amino acids)
Molecular function (GO): nucleic acid binding; zinc ion binding
Source: RefSeq, a predicted model, not a curated record
GGCGGGCGGUGCGCGGCUCCGGAGGCGGCUGCUGGGCGCAGGCUGCCCGGUGCCCGCCCCUCGGCUGGGUCGGGCGGCCCCGGCUCGCCAGGAUGAGCCUGCUGUCGGCCAUCGACACGAGCGCCGCCUCGGUGUACCAGCCGGCCCAGCUGCUCAACUGGGUCUACCUGUCGCUGCAGGACACGCACCAGGCGAGCGCCUUCGACGCCUUUCGCCCCGACGGCGCUGCGCCCCCGGAGCUGGCCUUCGGCAAGGGCCGGCCCGAGCAGCUGGGCUCGCCGCUGCACUCGAGCUAUCUCAACAGCUUCUUCCAACUGCAGCGCGGAGAGGCACUGGGCAGCAGCGUGUACAAGAGCGCAUCCCCCUACGGCUCCCUCAACAACAUCGCUGAUGGCCUCAGCUCCCUCACAGAGCACUUCUCGGACCUGACGCUCAGCUCUGAGAGCCGCAAGCCCAGCAAGAGGCCACCCCCCAACUAUCUUUGCCACCUGUGCUUCAACAAAGGCCACUACAUUAAAGACUGUCCCCAGGCACGCCCUAAGGGUGAGGGGCUGACCCCAUACCAAGGCAAGAAGCGCUGCUUCGGAGAGUACAAAUGCCCCAAGUGCAAGAGGAAGUGGAUGAGCGGCAACUCCUGGGCCAACAUGGGGCAGGAGUGCAUCAAGUGCCAUAUCAAUGUGUACCCCCACAAGCAGAGACCCCUGGAGAAACCUGAUGGCCUGGAUGUGUCAGACCAGAGCAAGGAGCACCCCCAGCACCUCUGUGAGAAAUGCAAAGUCCUGGGCUACUACUGCCGCCGUGUGCAGUGACCGCCCCGUCCCCGUGCAGUGACCGCCCUGUACCUGCCGCGUGGGUGCCACCACCAGGGGAUGCUGAGUUUCUGGGCCAUUUGGGCUGGCGAGCCAUAUUCCUGACACAAAUGCCCCUGACCAUAAGCCAGGUCUCUGCACACUUUCCCAGGCUGGGGAGGCUGGGGUGCUGUAAGGGUGACAGAGGACCAGUCUUCAGCACCCACAGGCCUACAGUACUCUUCUCUGAGUCUCCCUUGGGGUCAACAGCCUCUUAUUGGCCACAAGUGCACUAAAUUUACUGUGAAUUCCAAAGCCUGCAGGGGGCUGUACCCCAAGAGCAGCCAGGCCCCCCUUUCCCAUCCAAAACCUUCCUGUCUCUGUCUGCAAAGCCACUCUUGGGAACCUUAUUUUCUGCCCCUCUCUGGCACCCACCUGUGCGCCCUGAUCCCCACAGCUGCACUACCCCCCAAUUCUCACCCUCUUUUUCCCUCCUCAGGGCAGGGAGGCACUGGGUGAAACCUGUCCUGAGGGCACUGGGAUCCUCCAACUCUGCCUCCCCUCUUUUUCCUCAUCCCCCUCCUCUCCUCUCAUUUUCCUCCCCUUUUUCCUAACCCCUUUCUCCUCUUUUCUAUCCUCCCCUUCCUUCUCCC